Molecule: messenger RNA, 3354 nt
Organism: Dictyostelium discoideum AX4
Lineage: Eukaryota; Evosea; Eumycetozoa; Dictyosteliales; Dictyosteliaceae
Exons: 6
Coding region: 1-3354 (1117 amino acids)
Source: RefSeq, a predicted model, not a curated record
AUGAAAAAUUUUAUUAUUUUAACAUUUAUUUGUUUAUUUGUAUCAUUUGUAAAAUGUGGUUUACCAGAAAUUGAAAUAAAUUCAAUUCAAACUUUAAUUGAAUUAUAUAAUGUCCCACAAUUUGGUGGUUGUGAUUCCGGGGUAUGUGACUAUUGUAGCCAACCUCUUUAUUUUCUUUGUGAUGAAACAAAUACAAAUAUAAAUAAAAUCCAUUUAAUUGGUAGCGGUCCAAUUUUAAUUGAAUUUCCUGACGUUUUAAAAAAUUUUUUAUAUUUAAAAUUAUUACAUCUUGAAAAUUCAAAAUCACCAAAUCUUAUUAUAGGAAACUCAAUCUUUAUUUCAGAAUUAAUUUUAAAUAAUUGCAGUCUUGAUUUUUUGCCUCCAGCAUUUUCUUUUUCAUCUAUAACUAUGAAUGAUGUAUCGUUUAAUGGUGAUUUAGAUAUAUCAAGUCUUAUGGGUCUUCAAGUUUUCAAGUUAACAUAUUCAAACUCAUUAAUGAUGGGAAAUUAUAGUUUAACUAAUAAUAGAAAUGUAGUUUUAAGAACAGGAAUACUUGAAAUAACUUUAAAUAAUUUAUUAGAUUUUACAGUAGUGUCAUCAGAUUUUACAAUUAUAUUAGGAAAAUAUUUUAAUGAAUCAACUAUGAUGUCAUUUCCUUUAGUUCAAAGUAGAAAAUUAAAAGUGAUUGAUGAAUAUUAUAAUUUACCAAUUAGAUUUCCAGAAACGAUAAAAAUAGAGGCAAAAACAGUUGAAUUUGAAAAAAUUAACUUUGAUACAUCAUACAAUUUAAAUUUUUCACAUUUACUAUUUUUAAAAGUACUUUCAUUUAGUAGUUGUUCUGGUAUUAUAGAUACAUUUUCACAAUACCCAAGGGUCAUUUUUGGUGAGCAAACUUAUGAUACAAUAAAAUAUUUAAAUUGUGGAUUAAAUAUACUCCCACCAGAUUCAUAUUUUCAAGGUAAAUUCUUAGGAAUUGAUUUAAGUAAUAAUAAUAUUACAAGUGAAUUACCAAAUAUUUUCCAACCAAAUGAUACACGACCCCCAUUGAAUAUGGUAUUUGGUAAUAAUAAGUUUUAUGGUGUUAUACCUCCAAACUUUUGUUAUCAUGCUUUUAAUAUUUCAUAUAAUAAUUUCCAAACAGAAUUACCAAUGUGUUUUAUAUGUCAUUAUUACUCAAUUAAAGAUAGUUUAAUGGGGAAUAAUUAUACAAACAUGGUUAAUGGUAAACUUCCAAAUUGUACAGGAAUAAAGUUCACUUCAAAUGCUGUAUUUGCAUUGAACGAAUAUUCAUUUGUUGAAGGAGAGAAUUUAGGUUGGAGUUAUGCUAAUCAAGAAAAUAUACUUACGACUCCCUAUGUCUCUCUAACUACGUUUAUACCAAAUAAAAAAAUGAAAAUUUACUUUUCAACAAUGGCUUCAUAUCCGAUAUUAAAGAAAAAUAAUUUUACAGUAAAUUUAUUUUAUAAAGAAAUUCCAUUCAAUACAACUAUUAAUGUUGAAAUAAGUCCACCAAUUAUUAAAGGUAUUUUCCCAGAUCCUCCAAAUAUGUAUAGUUCAAGUUUUAUGAUUGUUGGUACAGCACUUCAAUCGGAUGGAGCACCAUAUGAAAUUCCAACUAUUUAUUUCGAUAAUAUGCAAUGUAUUGUUAAAUAUGUUACAAGUUUAAGUCCUUAUUGUACAAUUAAUAGUUUUAUAGCAGAUAAAAUCUAUAAUGUUAGCUUUUAUUUACCAUCAACAAACUUGACAUCUGAAAUAUAUCAAUAUAAUUUCACAAGAAUUUCUCCAUACAUUUUUGAAAUAAUUUCACCAAAAAGAGAUCAAGGUGGGUUAGUCCAAUUUUUAGGUUAUUUUUCAGGUUUCACCACCCCAAGUGUUGAAAUUGGUGGUAACGUUUUAAAUGUUCUCUUUUAUAAUAUAACAUUAAUAACAACAUCGAUUGGAGCUGGUAGUGGACCUUUGUUAUAUAAUAUCACCUUUGACAAUCUUGUUAGUCAUAGUGGUAAAUUUAGAUACUCUGAUGAUCCAAUCUACUGUGAUUUUUGUAAUGAAUUUAAUGGUGGUGGUGUUUGUAAUACUACAAUUGGAAAAUGUGAAUGCUCAAAUAAAUAUCAAGGUAGUACAUGUACGAUCACAUCUCAAUAUGUAUCAUCAAUCAUUCCAAGUUCAACUGAAGGUGGUUUAGCAAUAUUCAAUGGUUGGUUUGGUAAUGAUCCUCAUAAUAAUUUAAAAGUAUUCAUUGGUGAUAAACAAUGUUUACCAAUUUUCACAACUAAUGAAACUACAAUCACUUGUGAAGCACCACCAGGUGAUGGAAUAUUCACUAUUCAAGUUAAUCAAAAUUCUGUUGAUUAUACUUUAAAAAAUUCAUAUGAAUAUUUUAAACAAAUUAAAGAAUGUCCAAAUGAUUGUACUUCAAAAAUUAAUGGUCAAUGUAAUAAAACCACUGGUUUUUGUAAUUGCUUUACAAAUUGGUAUGGCUUCGAUUGUAGUAUUUUUAGUAAUCAAUCACCAAAUUCAAAUACAUCAAUUGAUUAUAAUAAUGGUAAUACAAAUAUUACAAAUCAAGAGACAAUCUUUCAAAUUUCAUUUUAUUCACUAUUAGAAAUUGAUAUAAAUGGUAAAACAGUAAAUGAAUAUCAAUUAAAUAAUAAUUGGAUAAUUAAUAAUAAUAAUAGUAAUAGUAAUCAAUUUAUUUAUUCAUUUAUUCAAAGUAUUCAAAAUAAUGGAUCUUGUAAUAUUACAUAUAGAAUUGAAGAGAUUCAAGUUGAAAAGAAUAUAUCUUUUGCAGGUAUUGAUUAUUCAUUGGAAGGUGGUUCAAUAAAAACAACUAUAUUAAUUGAAAAUUAUAAAUAUUCAAGUAAUUUAAAUACACUACAAUUACAAUUUAAAUCUUUAGCUACUAGUAAUAAAAAUAUUGAUAAUGAUGAUGAAUGUGACAUCAAUGAAAAAGAUACAAUAAUUGAUAGUAAUCAACAAGGUUAUGUUACUAUUAUAAAGAAUUCAAAGAUAUUAAUUGGUAGAUUUUUAAAUAGAAUCAUUUCUGAUGGUAAAUCAACAUUUAUUUCAACAUCUUUAAUUUCAAAAAGUAAUGAUUCUGUCAUUGUUGGAAUGAAUUUACCACAUUGCAUAAAUUGUUUUAUUGAUCCAGAUUAUUCAGUUUUGGUAACACCUAAUUUCAAAUCAGAUUGUGGAAAUUCUGAAAAUAAUAAAAAACAGUGGCUUAUUCCGGUAGUUGUUGUCGUUCCAAUUAUUGCAAUUUCUUUAAUAGUUGCCAUAUCUUAUAUUAUUUAUCGUAAAAAAAUUAAUAGAAAAUUUAAAAACAAAUUAAAAAUGAUUGAAUUAUCAAAUAAAUAA